AUGGUCCAAAUCACCCCAGUCAGCGUGACGGAUGAGAAAGCCGGUGCGCCGUACGAAGACCGCGACGAGGACUACUCCGACAUCUCAGACAACGAGUCCGUCGCCUCUCUCUCCGGCGCGGACUCGGACGACGACGACGACGAUUAUCUCGCGGACGAAACCCUCGCGGACCGCAUCGUUGCGCUGAAAGAGAUCAUCGCGCCGCAGUACCGUCCGUACAUCACGUCGUUCGUGCAGUCUACCGUCGGAUGGGUCGACUGGACGCUCAGCGCGGGGUGGAGCGUCACCACGGGCGUGCUGUUUUUGGGAUCGCCGCUCGCAAUCAUGCUUGCCGGCAACGCCGCGGGUUCGAGACAGGACUUGUCGGUGCAGGCGCAGGAGUCAAGCGAGAUUAUCGCUCCCGGUGCGUCGUUGUAA
Messenger RNA from Myxozyma melibiosi, 417 nucleotides. Its product is annotated as mitochondrial outer membrane translocase complex, subunit Tom22. The transcript has 2 exons. The record is from RefSeq and is a predicted model, not a curated record. Lineage: Eukaryota; Fungi; Ascomycota; Lipomycetes; Lipomycetales; Lipomycetaceae. Gene Ontology annotation, biological process: intracellular protein transport. Bases 1 to 417 code for a protein of 138 amino acids. Gene Ontology annotation, cellular component: mitochondrial outer membrane.